Molecule: messenger RNA, 2146 nt
Organism: Alligator sinensis (Chinese alligator)
Lineage: Eukaryota; Metazoa; Chordata; Crocodylia; Alligatoridae
Gene: KLHDC10
Product: kelch domain containing 10
Exons: 10
Biological process (GO): positive regulation of stress-activated MAPK cascade
Molecular function (GO): protein binding
Source: RefSeq, a predicted model, not a curated record
GGCGGCAGCGGAGCGGGCGGGGGCAGCGGUGACGGGCCCGGGCCGCCCGGGGGGCUCCUCAACCGCUUCGUGCAGCUGCCGGGCAGGCCCCAGCUCGCAGGUUACAGAGCCCCGCCAGCAAGGAGCGGCCAUCGGUGCGUAGCAGACAAUGCCAACCUGUAUGUGUUUGGAGGGUAUAAUCCAGACUAUGAUGAGUCUGGAGGGCCGGAGAAUGAAGAUUACCCACUGUUCAGGGAGCUUUGGCGCUACAACUUUGCCACGGGCACAUGGCAUCAAAUGGGCACAGAAGGCUACAUGCCCAGAGAACUCGCCUCCAUGUCACUUGUAUUGCAUGGUAACAACCUGCUGGUGUUUGGCGGCACUGGGAUCCCGUUCGGUGAGAGUAACGGCAAUGACGUCCAUGUCUGCAACGUGAAGUACAAGCGAUGGGCCCUGCUCAGCUGUCGAGGGAAGAAACCGAAUCGCAUAUAUGGACAGGCAAUGGCCAUCAUUAAUGGAUCACUGUAUGUCUUUGGAGGAACAACUGGCUAUAUUUACAGCACGGAUCUCCAUAAAUUAGACCUUAACACCAGGGAAUGGAUACAACUAAAACCAAACAACAUGUCCUGUGACAUGCCGGAGGAGAGGUAUAGACAUGAAAUCGCACAUGAUGGCCAAAGAAUUUAUAUCUUGGGAGGUGGAACUUCCUGGACAGCUUAUUCCUUAGAUAAGAUCCAUGCGUACAACCUUGAAACAAACACCUGGGAGGAAAUUGCAACAAAACCCCAUGAAAAAAUAGGUUUCCCAGCAGCUAGAAGAUGCCACAGUUGUGUACAAAUAAAAAAUGACGUGUUCGUCUGUGGCGGCUACAAUGGAGAAGUGAUCUUGGGAGACAUCUGGAAGCUGAACUUGCAGACGUUCCAGUGGGUGAAGCUCCCAGCUGUCAUGCCCGAACCAGUCUAUUUUCACUGCGCUGCCGUUACGCCAGCUGGCUGCAUGUACGUCCACGGCGGGGUAGUCAACAUCCACGAGAACAAACGGACUGGCUCCUUAUUUAAGAUGUGGCUGGUAGUACCCAGUCUGCUGGAACUGUCAUGGGAAAAGCUGCUGGGCUACUUCCCUCAUCUAGCAAAGCUCUCCAGGUCUCAGCUCUUGCACCUGGGACUCACACAGGGACUCAUUGAGCGGUUGAAAUGAGACCUCCUUGCUUGUUCGCCCUCUGCCCUAGAAACACUACGAGAGAGAGGCCGUUCCCCUCCCCUCUCUAUUUAUGGGUACCACAGAUGAAGACGGGCCAAGAAGACGGGAGGACGUGCUUGAUGCUUCGCUCGGCAAAUCUCUCGGAUGCCUCGUCUGCAAACUCUUAUUUUAAGUGGAUGGAAACCGGCCUUUUAUUUAUGGAUCUGUAUAAAUCCACCAGGAAUGAAGAUGCUUUGCCCGAUUCAUUCGUCGUGUUGCAACCACUAGGAUGCUCUUUGCAUAACGCUUGUAGCCUCGUCGGGGGUGGGGGAGGGGCUUAGGAAACGCCGCGGCUUACGCUUACCCAUGGUGUUUUUAAACUUAUUGUUUCUUGAGACAUAUUUAACCAAGCAGAGGACAGGAACCGCUGCAGCGCAACCGCAUCCUGAAGGAACAGUCGCAGUCCGUGCCCUUGGCUUCUGGCAGCAUUCGGCCUCCUGAUACCCGAACUGGCCUUGCCUCUGCAAAAUGUCCACCCCCCUCCUCCCCAAAGACUUGCAUGUGUUAGAGGCACGUCCUCAUCCUCUUCUGAGUUCUAGGAGAUGGCUGGAGCAUUGCAGUAGAGGCAGGGAACGGAGAUCGUCCACACUGCUUUUGAACUCCCACUGCUGUUUGUAGUGGCGUUGAGGAAGGGAAAGGAAGAAACGUCGCACUUCUGGGUCUCUUGUUCCGACCUCACCGUGGAACCUGGCUCUAGAGAAUGCAAACGCCCGGCCCUCGAAACUGGAGCACCUGAGUUUGGCGGAUCCUGGGUUUGAACAAAACAAUUUUCGACCAUUUUUAAGUGCCUUUUUAAUUAGCUUUCCCAAAUAACUCCCUGCCACCCACCCCUUCCCUCCCCCUGAGAGUGGAAUGGGGCGCUUUUAUAUUUUCCUUUUAAGAUGUUACUGUAGAGGCAAAUAAAUCGUAGUAGCAAAUUCAUACAGUU